CGCAGUUUUUCCUUUUUCCACACGGUCAGUUUGCGAGCGAGGUCGUACUGUUUACAAAUUUUCAAAUUGGCGCCAUGGUUUGUUAUGGCGGAUGAAGAACAGGAGGAAAAUUGGCCAGAAUUCUUCGAAAAUAAUCGACUUAUUCCCGUCCAUCCCAACAGGAGGAAGUCAGGAUCACAAACAAAGCCUAAUGUCCCAUUCUGUCUUUUGUUGAAAUCUGUAAUCGGGAUUUCAUUACCGCCAGCUUCCCAGGAUGCCAACCCCCAAGAUGUAGAAUUCCAGUUGCGUCUAACACUAUAUGAUGCUGCCAAUAAGUGCUUUUUUGGAAGUACAUGGCUAGGACCAUACUUUCCAAGCAGUGGGAAAGAAAAUGGCAGGCAUAAAGUUGUCUGUGAUGAGGCUGUCUAUUUUUACUCAUCCUUACACGACAUCACAUGUGUUGGAGUAGUUGAAGUCUCAGGAGAAGUGAAUGGUCAAAGUAUUGGAUGUGGCUGGACUCUGAUCAGAAUUUUUGACCGAGUCUCAGAAUUGACUGAAACUACUACACGACAGCCUACACCCAAAAGCAUUCCUUUGUAUUGUGGCUCACCUGCUGGUCUGCUCUGCAUUUCUGAAACAAUUGAAGAUUCACCCAGUCUGCUUCCAAUUGAGGGAUGCAGCUUGAGUUUUGUUCUUCAAAUCCAUCCGCCACUGGAGAGAGUGUUUCAUCUGAUUCCUGAAAAUGCUGUCUUGAGUGGGGAUGACUUUGUUCCAGGAGUUUUGGAACCCCAACCUGACGGUUCUGGAAUAGUUGACAUUUUGAAGAAACCCAGGCUGGCCAAGACUACCCCAAGUUUUAUAAAUAAGUUGAGUAUUCUGCUGUAUCCAUCUGUUGAAGAGUUUGAAGAUGAAUUACGACAGAUACUUAACCAUGACAGGCUUCACAAGAACAAUAUCAUUCCUGAUGAUGGCCUUCAGAUCUCAGUUGUUGAGAGGAGACUUAAGGUUUCAGUGCACAAUGGCUGGAAGUUUGUAAGUGAGCCACAUAUUGUUUACCUUGAACCAGAGUAUGAAGGUGGAAAAUCGGGAAGAAAGUCGCCAGCAUCACAAUCAUCUUUAAGAGGAAAAAUCCUUUCUUUGGUCCUUCGAAGUCGACUGGAGCUCAAAGAACUUGUUCAUCACCCACUGUUUGCCAUUAUUUUUGAACUGGAGUAUGUUACAUCUGAACCAUUUGCUCAGCCAUUAAUUGAAACAAAACGUAAAAAGCCAUCCCUAUCAGGCAGUUUGAUGCGGUAUUCACCCAGUCUGCUUCCAAUUGAGGGAUGCAGCUUGAGUUUUGUUCUUCAAAUCCAUCCGCCACUGGAGAGAGUGUUUCAUCUGAUUCCUGAAAAUGCUGUCUUGAGUGGGGAUGACUUUGUUCCAGGAGUUUUGGAACCCCAACCUGACGGUUCUGGAAUAGUUGACAUUUUGAAGAAACCCAGGCUGGCCAAGACUACCCCAAGUUUUAUAAAUAAGUUGAGUAUUCUGCUGUAUCCAUCUGUUGAAGAGUUUGAAGAUGAAUUACGACAGAUACUUAACCAUGACAGGCUUCACAAGAACAAUAUCAUUCCUGAUGAUGGCCUUCAGAUCUCAGUUGUUGAGAGGAGACUUAAGGUUUCAGUGCACAAUGGCUGGAAGUUUGUAAGUGAGCCACAUAUUGUUUACCUUGAACCAGGGUAUGAAGGUGGAAAAUCGGGAAGAAAGUCGCCAGCAUCACAAUCAUCUUUAAGAGGAAAAAUCCUUUCUUUGGUCCUUCGAAGUCGACUGGAGCUCAAAGAACUUGUUCAUCACCCACUGUUUGCCAUUAUUUUUGAACUGGAGUAUGUUACAUCUGAACCAUUUGCUCAGCCAUUAAUUGAAACAAAACGUAAAAAGCCAUCCCUAUCAGGCAGUUUGAUGCGGUCUCAGAACCAAACUGUAACGUUACGGUGGGCAAUGUGGCUGCCAUUUGAGGGUGGAAGUCGUGAUGAAAGAGAGACAACACUGGAACUCACUGGGGGCUGUCAGGACUUCCCCAGUAACAGACUUGUGUACACUAGCAAGCCACCAACACUUUCUGGCAAGAAGGCACCUAAAUCUGGUGGAACAUUGAAGUUCCUGUUCACACAGCAGCGCAGGAGAGGAAGCAGUAUUCAUUCCUCCACUCAAGGGUCGCAGAUGCUGAGGGUCCCCACAUCCCCUGGCCUACCCUCUCCAGGUCCAUUUGACACUGUGGGAGGGAUGUUCAGUUCAUUUGGCAAUGUAGCAGAGGGUGGCCAUCCAGGAAUGCCACUGACACCUGGAGUGGCAUCUCGACCACCACUUCCACCAGGGAAUAGGAAUACCACUGAUCAAUGCCUGGUGCGGCAUCUUGACCACCACUUCCACCAGGAAAUGGGUAGAUUUAACUAUUUUAUUGAUCAGGAACUUUCAGUAUGCAUUAUUUAUUGUUUUUUAUACAGUGGACCCACAACUAUGACUCGUGCGGCCUAUGCACGGCUGUCUAGUGCUGGAUUCCCGUCAAUUGUCGAUCGCCGUGGCAAUCCUCCACAAGUGAUUGAUCCCAGAGAGGAACUACCGUUACACUUAGAUACUGAAGGAAUGGAUCAACUCCUCGGCAAUGAGAUUAUCAUCCAGUUUCUUGCACUGUCAAGGUGCUACAACAGGACUUCCUUUUUCUCAUUCCAAUUUUACCGUUUUCCUCAAGUUACCACUGAAAGAGUGUAUCUCAAAGACACUGACAGUCAAUCACAAGGUAUUCCAUGUGUGCUACAAAAGUUUAACAAAGACGAAUCAAUGUCAGAUGAAUCUCCUGGACUGAUGUUGCGCUAUAUGGUGGACCCUUCAUAUAUGCAGCCUGGAGAGGGUCGUGUGUUUAGUCAGUAUCUUCUGAGUCAGGCGUUACACAUUGAUGUCUGGGAUGGGGAUUCACUCCUCCUGAUUGGCUCGACCACACUGCCUCUUAAGCACUUAUUGCGUCAAGGCCGUGAGGCUGUGAUUGUGGCGCAUGAAUUGGAUGUCGUUACCAGUGAGAUUUCCGAAGAAGCACCAUCACAGGCUGGAGACAUGACUCGCACGGGAACAAUUCGUCCAUUUGGUAUCAAGUCUGUUGUUGAAGCCAGGCUUCAUCUUCGAGUAGCAAACAUUGGACACUCCAGCGAAGCACCAAAAGGCAAACUUGGUACAGUUCCCAAGAAACAUUCCACUGUCGUGGUGUCGGAAACUGUCAGAGAAACAGGAACUACCAAUGGGCUAACAGGAAACAAGGUGCGGACUAAACUGAAAGCCAAACAAAUGGCUGAAUGCGAUGCUGAGCUUGCAGCAGUGCUGUUCAGUAGACAGGACAAAAUAGCUAAAGAUGAUCAACCAGUGAGAGAGGCUGAUGCCAUAAGGAAAAGAAAACUUGAAAGAAUGCUGGCUGUUCGGCAGAUCCAGGGAGCUGAUAAUUCUACAGGGAAUUUAAUAAUUCAAAAAGAGGAAAAGUUACAAAGAACAAGAGACCUCAAAACUAUCCAGCUCUACAGAGAGAAGCUCAGACAUGAGAAGAUUCUGUCUUCGCUGGCGGGUAACAUCACAACCAGUCACACAAUCUACCCGUCAUUCGGCACAGCGGAAUUUUUUGAGUUUGUGCUGAGAAAUCCUUACUCCACGGAUCAAACUAUCACCAUUCAUUGUGACGACAACGAACUCAAAGUCAUAACAGACACUAGGGAAUGGAGACAUUUCAAGAGGAAAACUGAGACUCGUUCAGCUCUAGAAGAAAACAUGUUUGACACCGCCUCUACCAGCCCCUACCCACAAGUGUUCUUAAGGCCCAGGGAGACCGUGCACAUCCCGUUCAAGUUCCAGACCUUUAGAGCGGAUCAAAGCGUCCCUGAACAGGGCCCUUCUCACCCGCUCAAACAUCAAACCCAGACAUAUUUAAAGACGAGCACGUCAGAAGAAAACAACCUGAAACCUCGUCAAAUUAAGGUGUCAUUCAUGAACAAAGACGAGUGUCCUGUGGCCAUCCUGACCGUGCAAGCGGAACCUCGACCUCAUGUGGUGGAUAGAACAUUUAGGUUCUACCACGCAGAACAGUCGUUCUUAAAGAAGACCAUCCGGCUGCCUCCUUGGCGAUCUCUACCAGGAGCGCCGGUGAUGGACGAAAAUACCCAACCACAAGUUCACGUGCGAUGUAGCGACGUCAAUGCUGUUUGUGAAGCCAGAAAAAUGCCGUCAGGUGAACCACAGGACGUCUUUCUCAAGAUCGCUUGUGGACCUUCACCUUCUGUCAAAAGGUUUUUCGUUCUUCUGUACAUAGAUCCUUUCCUCGCUGAACCUUGUCAAACAUGGCAGCUGUAUGUUCAUUCAUUACAAAGAAUUGACAUGAGCGCUGUACAAGGUCAGAGCAGUCGUCUGUCGGUGAUUUUACGUGGGACCCAGUCCAGUCGCCUUGUUCAAUGCUUUUCAUCUCACCCCGAGGAACUACAGGUUUCGCCGACAGAUCCAAUCAUGUUAAUGGCUAAUGCUGUUCAGGAAGUUCAUCUCACGCUUCGGCCCCACACAUCCGGGAGCACGCGUUAUAUGUAUGUUAACGUAGUUGAUGUUGAAUUUCAUCAACUUGUGAGAACAUGGCUGGUGUGUGCCUCUUGUCAAAUGCCCGUCAUUUCCAAAUCGUUUGAGCUCCAAAUCCAAGUUGGCGGAGGAAAGGGUUCGAACAAGCGUGUAUCGUUCGCUAAUCCUUAUCCAACGAAAAAGACAUUCCAUUUGAAGUGUAACAGGCCAGAUUUACUACAAUUCAAAGAAAACAUCAUUGAGGUUGGUCCUGGUGAAUCGCAUAGUAUUGGACUUCGAUUCACUCCGCAACAGUUUCCUGGAAAAGCUGAAAUAUUCAUCUUCAUCAACGACUCGGAGGACAAAAAUGAAGAAACUUUUAGCAUCAACGCGGUCUACACAUAGCGCUAUAUACGUCCGCAAAGAAGCAGCGACUUUAGAUUGGAUAAUUACAGCUCAAGAUCAAAGACACAGCUUAUUUUCAAAUGCUAAAAUUGGAUAUUUAACUUUGGACUCUAGUUUCGUGACCGUACGCAAAUAUUUAUUAAUAAAGUAUAGUUUAUGGCUAGUUAUUUUUGAUCUCCCACUCCUUUAUACUUUGAAUGUUAUAUGUUUUCCUUUGAAUGGUGGUAGUAGUGGGGGACUAUACAUAAGCUUAAAUCAACUACUAGUAAGUGUUUUAUGUGGAUAUUUAAUACACAAAACUGUCAAUCCUCCUGGAGGCAUCUUCAACAAGAGGAUAAAGAAACUUUGUUUUGUCAUAUGUGCAAAGAUAAAUUUUUCUAGAGCCAGCCAUUAUGUUUAAAGCAAAUGCUAAAUCACGAACUGGUAUUUUAAGAGACUAU
Messenger RNA from Orbicella faveolata, 5378 nucleotides. Its product is annotated as nephrocystin-4-like. Gene Ontology annotation, cellular component: ciliary basal body; ciliary base; non-motile cilium. Lineage: Eukaryota; Metazoa; Cnidaria; Anthozoa; Scleractinia; Merulinidae. Gene Ontology annotation, biological process: protein localization to ciliary transition zone; negative regulation of canonical Wnt signaling pathway. The record is from RefSeq and is a predicted model, not a curated record.